Molecule: messenger RNA, 567 nt
Organism: Macrosiphum euphorbiae (potato aphid)
Lineage: Eukaryota; Metazoa; Arthropoda; Insecta; Hemiptera; Aphididae
Source: the annotation of a GenBank genome assembly
AUGACUCCCAGUGUAAAACUUCAGAGGAAGCGUCUGAAAAAAGUUCCUAGCUGGAAGGAUGUUAAAUCAAAAAAAGAACUAAAUUUAGGGUUGGAUCAUAAUAAUAGAUCAGGUAAAAAUAAAAGUGCAAAAACCAUGGGUCUACCUUGUAAAUGCAAGAUGAAAUGCUUUGAUAAAAUUAGUGAUAAUAUAAGGAAAACAGUAUUUGAUGAAUACUGGGGUUUGGGAGACCAUGUCCGACAAUGGGAUUUUAUAUCCAGAUGUGUAAGGAUAAAAGAAAAGAAAGUAGCAACCACGUCAUCAAAUUCACGUAGAGCAUUAUCCAGAGAAUAUUAUAUACCCAUUAACUUCGUCGAAAUAAAAGUGUGUAAAGUGAUGUUCUUAAACACAAUUUCAGUAACUGAAAAAAUUAUUAGUACUGUUUCUAAAAAACUGAAUAUGUCUCCUGUAAUAGAACAUGACAUGAGAGGUAAACAUACAAAUCGACCACAUGUGAUUGGUACAACAGUAAUUGAUUUCAUUAAGGAACAUAUUGCAAUGUUCCCAACAGUUGAAUCACAUUUAUAG